GGCCGGCGCCGCGAAGCUUGAGCGGCCGGCUCUCGCGGCGGCAGGGCCGCGGCAGGGCAGCCGAGUGCGCAGGGCAGACGCUGCCUGGCGCGAUGCGGAGAUCAAGGACGACCAGGCAGACGGCAGUUCACAGGUUGGUCCACGCGUCCACGCGGAAGUCAUUGUACCAUACGGCGGUGGCAAAGUCGAAGAUGAGAAAGAUAUCUCCAACCUGUCAUGGGGUAAAGCCACCGCCGUUGGCAUAGAGGAUAUCAUGGCCAACCCUGAGAAUGAGUUGAAGGCGGCCAAGAAGGCCAUCUCUCGCCGCGAGGAUGAAAUCCGAGGGUGGCUGCCACGAGCGGAUGCGGUUCGCAAGCAGGUCGAGGAUCGCAUGAAGAAGUGGCGCACGCAAGAUGGCGCUGACGGUGCAGCUGUGGCGGCCGAAGGUACAGCCAAGGCGGCAGGACCCGGUGUCGGCAGCGCCGAGGGCUGCGCCGAGGCGGCAGCGGAGGCGGCCGCGGCAGGGGGCGCCCCAGCCAGCAACGCCUCUGGUGCGCUGUGCACGUGCGAUGUGAGGACAGAAGGUACGACAAUCGACACCGUCGUGUUCAGCACGGCGGCGCUGGCGCACGCGAAGGCAGUCGAACCAGUUUUCUCGGCGCCGCGGAAGACUCGCUCUGGGCUGGCCAUGCAAUUCUGGCGAUUCGGGGUCCGACUGGUGAUUCGUACUCUGGCAAUGGCGGCGAGGCUACCGCGGAUGGCGGGACCAGGCGCGGCGCCGACAGCCCGCUCGAAGUCCGGCCGCGCCCGCGCCGAGCGCUGCGUUGCCGGGCAG
This is a messenger RNA of Prorocentrum cordatum, 814 nucleotides long. The record is from the annotation of a GenBank genome assembly. Lineage: Eukaryota; Dinophyceae; Prorocentrales; Prorocentraceae.